AUGUGGUCCUCGCAAAGCCAUCACAUCUCACGCCAUGCUACCCUAUCGGCAAUCCUCGCUCUACCAUUAUCAGCCCUCGCUACACCCACAGACCUCGCCAACGCACCUCAAUCAGGCAACUCAGAGAUUACACGAAGACAGAAUUCAGCCGGCUCGUCAUGCGAAGGUUCAGAAGGCCAGUGGAACUGCAUGACGAAUACGUGGCAGCGAUGUGCCGCCGGUCAGUGGAGCGUCGUCAUGGACUGCGCGCAAGGGACAGUCUGCGCACCGAGCGGCCUAUCUUACGACUUCCACGUAGAGUUCGACAACAGCGGCUCGUCGACAUCUGGCACGACUGGCACGGCAGGAGGCGGGACUGGGAGACUCAUCAGCUGGUGGCUGGUCGCAGCGCUGGGAGGACUGAGCAUUUCUGCUGUUGCGGUUUGA
Molecule: messenger RNA, 426 nt
Organism: Anthostomella pinea
Lineage: Eukaryota; Fungi; Ascomycota; Sordariomycetes; Xylariales; Xylariaceae
Source: the annotation of a GenBank genome assembly